Klebsormidium nitens is the source of this 4741-nucleotide messenger RNA. The record is from the annotation of a GenBank genome assembly. NCBI's taxonomy places the organism in Eukaryota, Viridiplantae, Streptophyta, Klebsormidiophyceae, Klebsormidiales, Klebsormidiaceae.
AUGGACUCUGCCCUGCCCACCGCGUUCGAGACGUCUGCAAUUCUGCAAACGGAGGAACUAGGCGUGGCAGCCAGGUUCGGCGACUGCGACAAUGCCGAAGACCGUCGGCCCUGGCGGAGAUUGACCCACUUCCAAAUCUACUGCCGUCAUACCAACAACUUGCGUCAGAUCCAAGAAGUGUUGGAGGGGGCAGAUCUUCUAUUCAGUGGGACUGUUGAACCAUAUGACAGAGGCGGGCUGUCACAAAGACAGAUCACAGAAGUGGGCUGUUCAGAAAGGGAGGGUCUGGGGGCCGCGCAGUUACAGAGUCGGGGCUGCAAAGUGAAGGACAUCGGGCCGAUACUGGAGCGGUCGUUUCAGGGGUACGGGGAGAAGCAGCUGCUGAUUUGGAUCUCGACAACAAGAGCCCACUAUGCGCUCGGAGACCCAGCCGAGGAGUAUAGGCCCCUUUUCGAACCCCUUCAGACUGAAGCAGACCUCGCCGCGGCCGUCUACAACUUGCUCUCCCAAACCCCAACCCUCUCGGCCGCCGACCUGGGCGCCCGUCUCCCGGCCCGUCUGAGGCCCCAUUUCGAGCGGCUCCGGUGGCGCGUGGCUCAGGAGCUCCUGGCGUUUGAGUUCGUCGAGCUUCCGAACGGGGCCCGGUUGAAGUUAGAGAAUCUGGACGCGAUUCGGGCGAUGAGCCGGGGAGGGAAGAAGAGGGGACACGAUCAGGUGGCCGCGGCGUCUCCCAGCCCCAAAAGAGGAACGAAAGCGUCAGCGGAACCGGAUUCCCGGAUCCAACAACUGGUUGAAAUGGGCUACGCCUCAAAACAGGCGCGACAGGCGGUGGGCGCAACUAGAGGGGGCAGCGUGACGGAUGCGCUCGACUGGAUCCUGGCCAAAGACGUGGAGGCGGAACUAGACGAGGCGGGCUCUGACAUCACCAACACUCCCCCAUCAAACCAACCAGAACUCGGCGCCGCCCCCAUUUCGAGCGGAACCCCCGUCCCCUCAAACGUGCCCCCGCUAAACGAGACUCCUGUUCACGAUGACGACGAAGACAGCAGCCCACCGCUGCGCGUCAAUCGCAGAAGGCGCCCAGUUGCGGAGCAAGGGGGGGUCACAUCAGGCACGAAAUUGCCCCCCCUGGACGUGGACUCUUCUGCUCGAACCCCGUUCGAGGGUUUUGAUCGGAUCCAAGCAGACGGUGCUGGGAGGGGUUCGGCAGGAAAUAGUCCCGCGCAGCCCGGCUUGGAUUGGGGUUUAACCGGGGGUUUGGAUGCGGGUUUAGGGCACAGAAUGACCAACUGGCCCGGAGAUUGUGGGCAAUUCCAAGGAGAGCCUGGUGUGGGUGCUGAAGCAGGCGGAGUCCGGCAAUCUUCGGCAAGGGGGGUGGAUUUGGCUAGGAAAUCCACCCCCGUUUGGCGAGCAGAAAGUCAGCGGGGCGCCGGUGAUACGGGAGAAGAGUGUAGAGUCGGUGAGCGCUGCAGCGGGGGCUUUCGGUUGGUUCUGGACGAGGGCGUUCCGCCGGAACCUUCGGACGUGCGCCCAACGGAACCCGCUCCCGGCACAAGUGGAAGAGGCAGAGAAACGACCGGGACAGCCCAAGCAGAACGGGGACUGCUGCCUUGCGAGACUCGCCUCCCCUCACUGAUGGCUUUCAUGCCAGGCGGCGUCUCUGAAGGUGCCGAGGCUGGAGGAGCGGAACGACGGAACGAGAGCAAGAGGCCGGAACCAAGCGUCUGCAGUCGGCAGAGCGGCAUCGGAGUCCCUGGCCGAGCGGAAGAGGGCCCCAGGGAAGAGGAGGCGUCGACUGGAGCAAUGCCGAAUCUGGACGGGUUAGUCGGAGCAGGAGAAACGUGCCACGUGGAAGCUGCUGAUUUGCUGAGCGGAGGCCCGGAUCCUCAAGCCCGGGAUGUGCGCAGUGAAGCCGGAGGAGCAGGGUUUGGGGCACUUGAAUCCGGGGGAAUGGACGGAACGGAGCGGAACCAGACGGACUUGGACGGAAGCGGACGCAUUCGGACAAGAGGGCGGGUGUUCGAAUGGAGCCGUACGGAUCCAGAGGGGUUCGGAUGGGACUGCAUGGCGCCAGGCGGGCGCAAGCAGUUCCGGACGGAAGCACUGGGACUUACCCGGAACUCGACGGAAAGGGGCGGAACCGGACUAUAUCGGACGGAACCAAACGCGUGCAUUCCGCCGGAGCCUUUUGAGCGGUCCAAACAGAGCGGGAGGGGCGGUUUUGAGGAGUCGUUUGACUUCGUUAGCUGGGGAGAAGAACCAGGCAACCACGAGAUUGAACAGGAAACAGGCCGUCCCCCCUUUAGACAGUCAAACCCCGCAGACGGCUUGGAUCGACUUGAGUCGGCUGCUGAUGCCCCUCAGAGCCUAACCCCUCCCGUCUUGCCCAAACCCUACUUCGUUAGCGGAACUCCCACACACUCGCCAAAACGGUCCAAACUUGGACCCGUUCCCAACAACGACCAACCCACAGCACCUUUCGAGCGCCAUCUUCCGCCCCUGAGUGGCGACGAACUCUCGGGGGGGGUCGGAGGCACCGCUUUCACAGGGGGGGUGGAUGUGCCGCUAUUAGAGGCGGAGCUUUUGCAGGAGGAGAACCACCCCGGCGCGAUUCUCAGCCUUUUGGGGGAGGAGGUCGAAGUUCUGAUCGAUGCGUUUGCGAUCUGGUGGGACGUCGACAAGAAGUACUACACCGCAAAGGCGGUCGAGUACGACCCGCCUUCGCACCGCCAUAAAGUCAAGUAUCUCAUUGACGACGAAGUAGAGUGGGUCGCGCUUUGGAAAGAAGACGUGAAGAUCCUAGUCGAGGGGGAGGACUAUAGCAAACCGGACGACAUUCCGCUCUACCUGUACCGGAACGGAAAUCGGGGGCCCGUCAAACCACGGGAAGUCGAGCCAUGCUCGCAAAGCGGCAAGACCCGGAAGCAGGAACGGUCGUGCGGGGCCGCGUCGGAAGAGGAGGGGCCCGAGUCGGAGGUCGACAACGAGUUCCAGCUUGACGAAGAUGACGUCAUUGGUGAAGUCAGCGCCAACAGAAGGCGCCACGUGGCAGCUGCGCGCGGCCCUGUGGUUGCAGAAGAUUUCGAGCAGCGGUGGCGGCCGGCGGUGGAAAACGGCCCCCGGACGUUCCUCUUUUUCUUUGAGAACGUGGCGCACGCGAACAGGGGGCAGUCGGGGGUGGGGCCGGACGGGGAACUAGAGGAGCGGGAAAAUGUGUGGGACCUCAUGCAGCGGCACCUUUGGGGGAUCCCUCCGGAGGAGAUCAACAGCGUGGAGUACUCUGUGGCGAACCGCAAGCGAAAGUACCCUCACAACAUUCCCCGCGCCGGCCGGACCACUCUCGAACCCCUGGCUCCGCUGCGCAUCUCCGAAGUGUGGCCCCAGUAUGCCGCCAACUUCCCGGAGUGGGACCGUCGCAAAACGACCGACAAGCUCAACAUGAUAAACACCAAGGAGCUGCACCCCAAUAUGAUCGGCGUACUGAACAAGAUACUGCGGCAGCCGGGGGGGGCGAUGAACCCAUCGCUGAACACAAAGCGGAGGGCGUUGAUCAGGUCGUACAACCUCAUCUUCACAAGCCCCACCAGCGUGGCGAAUAUUCGAGAGGAGGAAGUGGAGACAAUCAUGGGGUUCCCAAGGGGCCACACUCGCUGCGGGAUCCCCCGGAGCAAAGUCUUCGAGCUGCUCGGCAACUCGUUCCAGGUCGACACAAUCGCUCGCCUUCUCUCGCCGCUGGUGCCCUACUUCCGUUCCAUCCCGGGCGGAAUCUCCGUCCUGUCGCUCUUCGACGGAAUCUCGGGCCUCGGCGUCGCGCUCUGGCGCCUCGGCGUCACCAUCAAGCGCUACAUCAGCGUCGAGAUCGACGAGCACUGCCGAACCGUUGUAGACCAUUGGUGGCGCGUCCAUAAUCUGGGAAACUCCGGGGAACUCUCGUUCGUCACAGACAUCAAGCAGCUCACGACCCCGAGAAUCGCGGAGCUAAUCGCGGAGGGGCCGUUCGAUCUGGUGGCCGGGGGAAGCCCGUGCAACAACCUGACGGGGAACAACCGGCAGCCGAAGGACAGCGCGGGGGGGCGGAGCGGACUGCUCGGGAGAGACUCCCGGUUGUUCCUGGAGUUCCCCCGAGUGCUGAACGAGGUGGAACGACUGCAACUGAGGGCGGGGCGCGCGUCUGUGGUGACGUCAUGAGGUCGGGGAGUAGAUCGGGGGUCGGAUGCACCGUGGAUUUUUCAAUCGUGUGGUUGUGGUGCUCUUUGGUUGGACAGUCCUGACGGCAGAUGUAGCAUGAUGUAAAAUUGGGUCCACGAGGUAGUUAGGGAUGGAAAAGCGGGUCUUGAAAUUUCGCUGGAUUCUCGGGGCUCGUUUGAGAUGACAGGGGCCAAUGGGCGAACUUGGGAUCUACUCGCAUAUUCCGUCGAAUGUUCUAGCUAGAGUCCAUUGGCAUCACAAUAGAUGCUCGUGAGCUGGAUAGAUUCAGCAUGUCAAAAAGGAGGCAUUGGAAGUUGUGCGCUUCCAAUGAUUGGGAGACCUUUUUUAGAGUACUUAGGCAUUGUCAAUUAUACUGAUGGCGUAUGUGAUGCAUGUGUGCGUCACACGACGUACCUAGAUUGGACCGUCUGGCAGCACCAAGAUGUAGCGUAUAAAUGAGUACCCGGCAUCGCGACCAGCUAGACUGUGAAGUCACGUACUAAAUUUAUGAUCCGGUAUAUGAGACUACAUAUGACUAGCUCGAUAUUAGGAG